CUGGCUUGUCUGUUCUUUCGAUCUCUCAGGCGCUCUUUCCUCUAGAAAGUCUCAACGUGAGACCGACCUUCGUUUCAACCUGUGGCGGACUUGGGUUUUUUUCACUUUGCUUUCUCAUUCAUCUCGUCUUGACCCUGCUUUAUAAGGUCUUAUCAUAUCACAAUCGUUCAAUAUGACCAAAACACUAUUAUCUCUCUCUAUUCUAGCACUGUCGGCCAUCCUCUCGGUCGUCAAUGCAGCUCCCAAACCAUGGGGGCCGACUCCCCAUUUUCCCAACAUCGACAGCUGGAACAACGAACGCUUCCCUGGGAAGUACGAGGCAUGUACGGAUGACAAUGUCAAAAUCCGCAAGGACUUCGACUCCAUGGCCCCCCAAGAGCGCAAGGCCUACACCGACGCCGUCAAAUGCAUCAUGGCCCAGCCAUCCCAACUAGACCAGACACUCUACCCUGCCGCCAUCAACCGAUACUUCGACUAUGCAGUUGUCCACACCAACUUGACCGAGAUCGUCCACCUGUCAGCCUACUUCUUGACGUGGCAUCGAUACUACCUUCACCUGUUCGAAGAGGACUUGAGACAGACGUGUGGUUACCAGGGUGCUUUCCCGUAUUGGAACUGGCCUGCCACUGCGGACAACCUCCAUGGCAGCGCCGUCUUUGAUGGCUCUGAAUACUCCAUGUCUGGUGAUGGUGAAUAUGUGGACACAGGGCCCGUCAUGCUCUCCCCCAACUUCUCGCUCCCUCAUGGCUCGGGCGGAGGCUGUGUCACGAGUGGCCCAUUUGCCAACAUGGAAACUACCAUCCAACCCAUCUCGAUCCAGAACCUCCUCAUGGGUGCGCCGUUGCCAGAAAAUGCCUUUGCUCUCAACAGAACCUGUUUAACACGCGAUCUCAACACAUACGUUGCUCAAACGUGGUGCAAUGAAACCGCUCUGUACCAGGCACUUGAGAGUGACGAUAUUGCCACCUUUGAUACUUUGAUCAAUGGUGUCGCCGGCGGUGGUUCUUUGGGUCUUCACUCUGGUGCCCAUUUCGUUGUUGGGUCACCGGGAUCCAAUAUUUUUGUAUCUGUACAAGAUCCGAUCUGGUGGCCGUUGCAUACCUUCCUCGACAACUUGUACACUUCGUGGCAGGCUCGUCAUCCCGAUCUUGCCAAUGCUGUUUUCGGUACCUUGACUGCCAACGACGCACCACCCAGCGCCAAUGGAACCCUCGACUCUCAGCAACCCGGUUGGGGUUAUUUCGAGACAAAUCCUUACACCAUUGGUGAACUCAUCAGCACUACUUCCGGCCCUUUCUGCUACAAGUACGACGUUUCCCUAUAGGAUGUGAAGCGACCAUGUACGGACAAAGGCGGGCGAAAAUGAAUCGGCCAUGGGCAUUAAUUGAUUGAUUGACUGGUUUGGGCAUGCUUGGAGGGAAAAUGGCCCCAGAGGAGAACUUUUGUGGCUGUUCAUUUAUUACUGGCGAUUGGGCUUCUUCGCAUGCAUCAAUGUGUUAAUUGGGAGGGACUGCAUCAUACCUCGGUCGCGCGCAGUCACUUGAAAAGUGGGGGAGUUCUUUGUUCUUUCUUCAUGACUAUAAUGACUAGACAGACGGCUAGGCAGCCCAAAUAUUAAUAAAGGGGA
Molecule: messenger RNA, 1627 nt
Organism: Exophiala oligosperma
Lineage: Eukaryota; Fungi; Ascomycota; Eurotiomycetes; Chaetothyriales; Herpotrichiellaceae
Exons: 1
Coding region: 173-1324 (383 amino acids)
Molecular function (GO): oxidoreductase activity
Source: RefSeq, a predicted model, not a curated record